Messenger RNA from Cannabis sativa, 1809 nucleotides. RefSeq lists its product as uncharacterized. Lineage: Eukaryota; Viridiplantae; Streptophyta; Magnoliopsida; Rosales; Cannabaceae. The transcript has 4 exons. The record is from RefSeq and is a predicted model, not a curated record. Bases 293 to 1534 code for a protein of 413 amino acids.
AGAUUGAAUUUGAUAGAAUUGGAUAGAUUGAAUUUGAUAGAAUUGGAUAAACUUUAUACUUUUGCUAUGAAAUUAGAGAGCAUAUUAAAAAAAUUACAAUUACUAAGUGGGAGAGAAGACAAUUCAUUAAUAAAUUACAAUUAAUAUUUUAUGAUGUGACAUUUUGGAUGUAAUCUGAGUCUUCCCACUAUAUAUUUUCUUUAUUACAAGCGGAACAAACCUCAGUCUUCUUUCAUCAUAGUAAAGACUGGUUCUGAAUCCUCUUUUACCAAAGCUUCAUUAAGAAAAAAAAAUGAAAAUGGUACAUCGUUUUGGAGGUUGGUCUGUGUGUGUAGCAAUAUUAGUAUUAGUAUUAAGCUGCACCAGCAUACCAAGUUCAAAUUCCCUGAGGAUCAAAAAGCAAAUUAAGACCAAAUCUGGUGUUUUCUUAUCCCAAAAGUUUGAGUUGGGACCAGGAUCAGUGAUCAAUAGAUUUUACUAUGACAUUGACUUUCCAAGAGGUCAUAUUGCUGUGAAGAGUUUUAAUGCAGAAGUAGUUGAUGAAGCAGGAAACCCUAUCCCACUUCAUGAAACUUAUCUUCACCAUUGGGUUGUUUACAGAUACUAUCAACCCAAAGAUGAGUAUCAGAAACAUAACAUAUCAAAACUCAUCAUUGCUGGCAACAAUGGAAUAUGCCAGGAUGAUAUUCUUGGGCAGUACUAUGGUCUUGGCUCCGAAACUCGAAAAACGCCUACUUUUGUUCCUGAUCCUUAUGGAGUUGAAGUUGGUAAUCCUGCUGAAAUUCCUGAUGGCUAUGAGGAAAGAUGGCUGCUCAAUGUGCACGCAAUUGAUACCCGAGGCACGGUCGAUGGAUUGGGAUGCACUGAGUGCAGGUGUGAUCUGUAUAAUGUCUCCAAGGAUGAGUAUGGCCGGCCUUUGAGGCCAGAUUAUAGAGGAGGUCUGUUGUGUUGCUAUGAUCAAACAAAUUGUAAAGUCAGAAAAGGCUUUCAAGGGGUCAAAAGAAGUCUUUACCUCAAAUAUACUGUGGAAUGGAUUGAUUGGACUGAUUCUAUUUUGCCUGUUAAGAUCUAUAUUUUUGAUGUUACUGAUACUUGGAAUGGUUUGAACUCUGCUAAACAUAAUUGCAAAAUCGAAUACGAAGUUGUGGAGUCAUGUAAAGGCACUAGUGUGACUAGAGUCAGAUGCAUUGACACCAAAAGCACAAGGGUCAGCAUACCAAAAGGUGGAUAUGUUGUGUAUGGUGCUGCUCACCAGCAUACCGGGGGAGCUGGUUCAACAUUAUAUGGAGAGGAUGGAAGGGUGAUAUGUUCGUCAAAUCCAAUCUAUGGAAAAGGGAAGGAAGCAGGGAAUGAGGCCGGUUACAUUGUAGGAAUGUCCACUUGUUAUCCGCAACCAGGCUCAAUCAAGAUAGUUGAUGGUGAGACAUUGGUUCUUGAGUCUAAGUACAGUAGCAGCCAAGCACAUACUGGAGUUAUGGGGCUAUUUUACAUUCUAGUUGCAGACCAAUUGCCAAAUUCAUCAAACAUCUUUUGAUCAUUUUCUCUUCUCUUUGAGUGUGUUUUUUUCUUUUCACUUUUUUAAUCUAUAACGUUUUCUAUCUAAUAUGAGUUGGUGAAAUGCAAAAUAUGAUGUGAAAAAGAUGGUGAAGAGUACUGGUUUCUGGCCACUGGUUCCAACAAUGCAUCCUAGAGUUCAUAAUUGGCUGUAAAAUAAUUUAAGUUUCAGUUUGGUUGGGACUGUCAUGUAUAAAAUAUUUGUAUCUAUUAUAAAUUAGAAUGUUAGUUAUGAAAGUAAAAGUUAUGAUUUCA